This is a messenger RNA of Neoarthrinium moseri, 1026 nucleotides long. RefSeq lists its product as uncharacterized. The record is from RefSeq and is a predicted model, not a curated record. The transcript is spliced from 2 exons. NCBI's taxonomy places the organism in Eukaryota, Fungi, Ascomycota, Sordariomycetes, Amphisphaeriales, Apiosporaceae. The coding region runs from base 1 to 1026 and encodes 341 amino acids.
AUGGCACCUCCCUCAACUCCAACGCCUCAUCGCUUUCUCGUUCCCAAGAGGUCAGCAUCUCAGAGAAACAGUACCCCCCAAACGCUCCAAGGCGGGACGCAACAGUUCCAUGCGACUCCACGUUUCUCACUUCAUUCAACCCCCCGGGAGCCUGCGCCAUCGUUGACAUCAUCAACACCCGCUCGCCCAGCUGCUUUUCUACGCCAACGAGCCUCGGAUAGCAUCAGUGAUGUGCUAGACAGCUCACCACCCGUUCCGCAGCCUUCUGCCCAUUCAAACGACUCUAUCGAGGUAGACUCUAUCCCGGCAUCUUCUGCUUUUCCCGCAGGUGAAUAUAAAUCCCAGCCUGAAGCGAGUGAUGACGAGGCAGAUCGGCCUUCCCAUAAGAGACGCCGCUUGUCUGAGAUUUCCGUCGUCGAUUCACACACUUCGCUGGUAUCGGCAGAGGAUCAAUCGUUUCAAGUAGUCGAUGAGCAGCAUGUGGUUAACGAUUCUGAUGAACUUUCCGGCGCAGAGUCCGAUGCGCCCGAGUCUCCUAAGGUUGCCUCGUUGCAGCAGCCAAUCUUCCAUAGAGCACCUCGCUUUAUACCUGUGGAAAAGCCGGAAGAAUCGCAUCAAGAACCUCUUCCGGACGUGUUCUCGCCACGUCGGCGAGGUGCUAAAUAUGUGCCUGGCGGUCUUGCUGCGGAAUUGAGAGGCUGGCUGAUGGAUAUAGAAGCAAAUACGGGACCCAAAAGAGAGGAUGAAUUUGUUGCUCGGGUCCGCGUACACGAAGUUCGACGCGGAACGGGUGUCACUCUAAUCACAGGUCGAUUCAUAUCGGAUGAGAACCCCCUUGAGCAACACCGAGGUCAAUAUCCCACCAUGAGGAUCAUGCUCGCGGGAGAGGGACGUUUGGCUGGCCUUGCGAGGAGAAACGAAGUCACCGUUGACUCUAUUAUCGGCAUUGCUAAGCCAGUCUGGGAGGCAAACCUGGGAUACGAAAGCCGGUGGGCAGCUGUAGCAUGUGAUUGGGUGGUACUAUGA